This is a messenger RNA of Condylostylus longicornis, 875 nucleotides long. RefSeq names its product protein C19orf12 homolog. The record is from RefSeq and is a predicted model, not a curated record. The transcript is spliced from 4 exons. The coding region runs from base 271 to 693 and encodes 140 amino acids. NCBI's taxonomy places the organism in Eukaryota, Metazoa, Arthropoda, Insecta, Diptera, Dolichopodidae.
AAGUAUAAAAAUUAUUUUCAUCGGCUGCACAAAGUCCAUUCGUUCAAAAAAUUAAAAACAUUGCUAGUUACAGAGUAUUAAAUACUUGUAAAGUGCAGUAAUUAAAAUAUACAAACAUUACAAAAUAAAAAAUAUAAAAAAUAAAAAAUUUGAAACAAAAAAGAAGGUUUCGAAAUAGAAAAUAUAAUAUCAUCGUAUUACGUUGAAUUAAAAUUAUAUAGUGAUUCAUAUUUUUAUAAAGUUCACCAAAUCAAAAAGGAACUGAUAAAAAUGCCUAUCAACACUAAAGAACUUUUAGAUGGCUUAUCUAUUUUACUGGAUGAGGAAAAUAUGAAAGUUACAAUUAAAGAAACAGGAAAAGGCACAUUGGUUUGCGCAACUGCUUGUUUUAUUGGCGGUAUUGUAGCGGGUCCAUUUGGUUUGGCGGUUGGCGGGACUUUAGGAGGACUUGGAGCUGCAAUGUUAACGAAAGACAAAUUUAAACCUGUUAGUGAAGUUAUUAAAAAUGAUUUGACUACCGUGCAAAGAGAAACUUUAGUGGAAAAAAUCAUGUUAGCUGUUCAAGAAUUUCAUCCAACAGAUGUUGCCGCUAUCUUAGCUCUUGUGGCCAACAAUCAUGCUAUACAAGAUGUAGUUCUUAAAACUGUAGCUGGAUAUCUUACAAAUGAAAUGAAAUUAAAAAUACUUGAUUAAAAAAUCUUAUUAGAAAAUCAAAUUUUAUAAAAUAAUAUUUUAUUAUUUUUAUAUACAUAUUAAUAUUUUGAUAUUUCUAUAACCAUUUACUUUGGUAAAAAGUUCUCUAAAAUUCGCACCGACUAUGUGAUUAAUAGAUAAUUAUAUUAAAAAAAUAAAAUUUUGUUUUAAAUACGUAUCAA